This is a messenger RNA of Sinocyclocheilus anshuiensis, 1449 nucleotides long. It is a transcript of the gene top6bl, whose product is annotated as TOP6B like initiator of meiotic double strand breaks. Lineage: Eukaryota; Metazoa; Chordata; Actinopteri; Cypriniformes; Cyprinidae. The record is from RefSeq and is a predicted model, not a curated record. Gene Ontology annotation, biological process: meiotic DNA double-strand break formation.
AUGGGAUUGCCUCCUGACUGGAUAAUCUACCAGGAAAUUUGUGUUCAAAAGGCUACUAGUCAGUCAGUGGAGGCUGAACGGUCAAAGAUCCAAAAAUUUCUGCACAGACUCAGUCUUGUUUCAUGCGCAGUGAAACUAUUAUUCUCUCUCCUCAUAGAUUAAACAACACACGAACAAAUGUUCAGUGGAGAGACAGGAAGUAAAGUUUCAGUGAAGGAUCACAGCAUUACUAUAGACACUGCCAAAUACGGACAGAGUCCAUUCUCUGUACGGUGUCUCCCGUCCUGUCCACAAAUGCACCCAGUAUUGGGAGACACACUGAGCUGUGUGCUUCCCACCGACACAAUAGAGGCUGAACUGUGUGGGGAAAUGAGCAUGGUUACCAUGGCAACACUUGCACCCUGUAUGGAUCAGUAUUCCAACUGGCCCACUCGUCUCUCAUGCAUACGGAUAUCCUUUUCCAUGCCUUUAAUGCAACAAGCACAGACGAGUUUCCUCCAGAGUUUGGCUACUUCACUCUCCUGGGCAGAUCUCGGCCUUUCUAGAGUCUGUUGUAUGGAAGCACAAAGCAUCCAAGGAUCUCUGUGUUCUGAUGUAGAAUUCUCUCUUGAAACUGACUACAGUCAGGAAACAAGAUGUAGUUAUACUGUACAGCAGAACAUUGGGUAAGAAUGGAGCCAUGCUGUUGAACAGACUCUGACUGUCUUCAUUUUCACUCAGUACUCUGACCCUUUCCGCUCCCAGAUCUCCGACUUCAUAAGUGAUGAGGAGGUUUUCGAGAGACACUUGAAUGCAGUUCUUUGGUAUUGGCGAUCAAGUGAGUCAACAGUGACUCUACAGUCAACCCUGAAAAACACACUGAAAGAAUGUCAGCGAAGACAUGUUGCCAGGCAGAGGUUGGAUUCUGUCAUACCCAUUGUGUUGAGCUCAAUGAACAGUAUAAUUGCCAGCAGCUGCAGUGGAGAGUUUUGAAGAGCCUGUUUUGAUAGCAUGCAGGUCAAGAGCACCAGCGAAUUACGUGUCUCACUAUGACAGUCUCUUCAAAGCAUCAUGGAUGGGCGCUUUGCUCCAAGGCGCGUGUGUAGUAACGAAAAGGUGGUGGAGGCUGUUAGCUCUUAACAGAGUAGUCUUGAUGGCUGGGAGGAAGAGUUUGAAAAUCCACCACUGUCUUCUAAGAGGAUUCACUGUGACCUUCAAUACUCAAGCUUUAUCCCCAAGAAGAGACAAAGUUCAGAGAUGUUCUCUGAGAAUUCAGACACCUUCAUGAACAGUGUCUUUGAGGCAGCAAACAUCCAGAGAAAUCCCCUGUCCCCAAAACAGCUUCCUCAAAGUCAGCAAACCAGAACGAUCACGGACAAACUCUCAGCACUGAACCUGGCUAAACUGAAAAAUGAACAGGUGGAGAAGCAGUGGCUUCAAGAGCUUGAAAACUUUUCUGAAUGGGACUGA